Molecule: messenger RNA, 1248 nt
Organism: Lodderomyces oxycetoniae
Lineage: Eukaryota; Fungi; Ascomycota; Pichiomycetes; Serinales; Debaryomycetaceae
Gene: HAT1
Product: histone acetyltransferase catalytic subunit
Exons: 1
Coding region: 1-1248 (415 amino acids)
Biological process (GO): subtelomeric heterochromatin formation
Cellular component (GO): nucleus
Molecular function (GO): histone binding; histone H4 acetyltransferase activity
Source: RefSeq, a predicted model, not a curated record
AUGGAAUUAGCUGAUACUAAACAGAUCUCGGCAGCGACAUUGCUACAACCUGAACUUUGGACAUCCUCCUCCAAUGAAGCGCUAAAGCUAUUUGUUACGAAUUCAAAACAAGCUGUGAAUUUUAAGCCCAUAUUCACAUACCCCAUAUUUGGAGAUGCAGAAGCGAUAUAUGGAUUUAGAGGUUUAGAGAUAUUUCUUUGCUUUGACCAUUAUACGUUCAAGCCGUUUUUGAAUAUCAAGUAUAAGGAGAAAUUGGAUGAUCCGGAGUUGGUUGAUGUCAAGGCAACAAUUGACAAGUAUUUACCCGAGGAUACCAUAUAUAAAGAUGAAAUUAAAUGGGUGGACUCAAUUGAAGAAGAAAAAAAGGGGUAUGAAAUCCCCGGAGAGAAGAUUGACUCGUUUAAGCAAGAUGAACUGGUGUAUGAGAUUUAUUUAUUAGAUUUGAAGCUGCCUUGCGGUUUGGAAUUGCACAAGAGGCUACAGAUAUUGGUAUUGUUGUAUAUUGAAGCAGGUUCGUUUAUAGAUGCAGAUGAUGACUUGUGGAAUGUUUAUGUAUUUUAUGAGAGAAAAAAUGGGACACAAGAGCCUUCGAUUGUUGGCUUCAGCACCGCAUACAAGUACUGGAAAUAUCCUGGGUAUCAAAAAUUUGAUCAAGGAGAAGAUGAAGUUCGAAUAAAAAUAUCUCAAUUUAUCAUACUACCAAUGUAUCAAGGUAAAGGAUUAGGCCAGUUGUUCUACUCACAUUUAUACGACAGUUGGUUAGCCAAUGAUAAGAUAGUUGAGAUUGUUGUUGAAGAUCCAAAUGAAAGUUUUGAUGAUAUGAGAGAUCGAGCAGAUUUGAAGAAAUUAGCCCAGCUGGAAUUUGAGUUUGACAAAGUGGUAGCUAAGCAAAUAGAUGAGGAAUGGGUGCAACAAACAAGAAAAAAGUUGAAGUUUGAAAAGAGACAAUUUGCAAGAUUAUUGGAGUUGAUACUAUUGUAUAAGUUGAAAUACACCAGGGAUGUAUCAAAAGCCGAUGUCAGGUUAUUCAUAAAAAACAGAUUAUAUAAAAAGAACAAGGAAGGAUUGGAAGCAUUAGACGAAGCCAAUAGGAAAGAUAAACUACAAACUGCAUACCAAGUAUUGGAAGAUGAUUAUUAUAGAAUACUAGGUGACUUGAAACUUCCCUUGAAACGAAAAAUUGGUCAAGAAGAUGGCAAUGAUACAAGGUCUAAGAAAAAGUCCAAACCCGACAAAACUGGUGAAUAA